CCGGAGCCCCACCUCCAGCGAGGAUGAGAUGGCCCAGAGCUUUUCAGACUACUCCGACGACUGCGCCUCCGACAGCUCCAGAGAAGAGACCAUCUACGAGACCAUAAGGGCCACGGCCGAGCAGUCGGCGCACCACAUGGACGACAUUCACACAAACACGCAGGUCGUCCGCGUCCUCAUCCCCGACCUGCAGCAGACGAAAUGCAUGAGGUUCAACCCGGACGCGACCGUCUGGGUCGCCAAGCAGCGGAUCCUGUGCACGCUCAACCAGAGCCUGAAGGAUGUGCUCAACUACGGGCUUUUCCAGCCAGCGAGCAACGGGAGGGACGGCAAGUUCCUGGACGAGGAGCGAAUCCUGCGAGAGUAUCCUCAGCCAAUCAGCAAGGGCGUCCCGGCUUUGGAGUUCCGCUACAAGAGCCGAGUUUACCGGGAGCCAAACGUGGACGAGAAACAAAUCGCCAAACUUCACACCAAGGCCAAUCUGAGGAGGUUCAUGGACCUCAUCCAACACAACCAGGAGGACAAAGUGUCGAAGAUGUUGGAGAGAGGCUUCGAUCCCAACUACCACGACAGUGACACUGGUGAGAGUCCGCUGACCUUCGCCGCUCACCUGGACGGCGUCGUGGAGCUGAUCAAGGUGCUGAAGAACGGAGGAGCUCACCUGGACUUCAGGGCCAAAGACGGCAUGACCUCCCUCCACAAAGCUGCUCGGUCCAAGAACCAGGUCACGCUCAUGACGCUGCUGGAGCUCGGAGCGUCUCCGGACUACAAGGACAGCCGUGGUCUGACUCCUCUGUACCACAGCGUGGUGGGGGGGGGGGACCCGGGCUGCUGCGAGCUCCUGCUGAGCCACCAGGCCUCCGUCUGCUGCCAGGACGAGAACGGCUGGCACGAGGUUCACCAGGCUUGUCGUCAUGGCCACGUGCAGCAUCUGGAGCAUCUGUUGUUUUAUGGAGCAGACAUGAGCGCCCAGAACGCCUCCGGAAACACAGCUCUACACAUCAGUGCCCUGUACAACCAGGAUAACUGUGCCAGAGUGCUGCUGGUUCGUGGAGCCGACAAAGAAGUGAAGAACUACAACAGCCAGAGUCCAUUUCAGGUCGCCAUUAUAGCCGGGAACUUUGAGCUUGCUGAGCUCAUCAAGAACCACAAAGAGACAGAUAUAGUGCCUUUCCGUGAGGCCCCAGCCCCCAAACGCCGCCGGGUCCAGCUUCCGGCAGGCAGCGGAGGAAACAGCCAGUCUCCUCGCCGUUGUCGGUCUGGCGGGGUCCUGCUGCGCUCCAACAGCGACAACAACCUGAACGUCAGUCAGUACCAGCAGCAGCAGCAGCAGCAGCAGCAGCAGCUCGGUUCCCCCGGCAGCUGGGCCCCUCACCUGCAGCAGCACCACCCGCACAGGGCCCCCCAGCAGGGUCACUCGCAGCCUGGCUCGUCAGCGUUACACCGCAGCCUGUCCCCUCAGCUGCUCCAGCAGAUGCCCAGCGGCAGCCCCAAUGGCACCGUGGUGGUCCGGACCAUGGGGAGGGGGGCGCGGAGCCGCUCGCCCUCCCUCAGCCGGCUGGGGGAGGAGGCUCGAAGGGCUAUGGCCUCCCAGCGCCAGCCAAGUCUCAGCAGUCAUGGCGAGGGCGUCGGCACCAGGAGGAAGCUGUACAGCGCGGUGCCCGGGAGACAUUUUGUGGCGGUGCGUCCCCACACCGCUCAGGCUGAGGGGGAGAUCAACCUGUACAAGGGCGACAGGGUCAAAGUUCUGAGCAUCGGAGAGGGGGGAUUCUGGGAGGGCAGCGCCCGUGGCCAGGUGGGCUGGUUUCCAGCCGACUGCGUGGAGGAGAUCCCGGCCAAGGCCACCGAGGAGAGGAGCUCGGAUCGAGCCGACAGACGGAAGCUGUUCAGACACUACACUGUGGGGUCCUACGACAGCUUCGAUGCUUCCAGUGACUGCGUGGUGGACGAGAAGACGGUGGUGCUCCAGAAGAAGGAGAACGAGGGAUUUGGCUUCGUCCUGCGGGGAGCCAAAGCGGACACGCCCAUCGAGGAGUUUACUCCCACGGCCGCCUUCCCCGCGCUGCAGUACCUGGAGUCGGUGGACGAGGGGGGAGUGGCAUGGCAGGCGGGACUCCGAACGGGCGACUUCCUCAUCGAGGUGAACCAGGAGAAUGUGGUGAAGGUCGGCCACAGGCAGGUGGUCAACAUGAUCCGUCAGGGAGGAAACCGGCUCCUGAUCAAGGUCGUGACGGUGAGCCGGAAUCUGGACCCCGAUGACACGGCACGCAAAAAAGCUCCUCCGCCCCCAAAGAGAGCCCCCACCACGGCCCUGUCCAUGCGCUCCAAGUCGAUGACGUCGGAGCUGGAGGAACUCGUGGAUAAAGCCACUCUAAGGAAAAAGAAAGGUGACAAAGUCGAAGAGAUGACGCACGCCCAGAAGACUUCGCCUGUUGAUAUGAAGAUCGCCACAAUCAAACCACGCCCCUCCAGUCGCUGCCUGGUUACGCCUACUGAUAUGAAUUCCAUGUAUCAUGACCGCCAGGGAGUAGCAGUGGUGCCCCCCACUGUUCCUGGAGCCUUCCUGGGGUUACCUGAGAAGGGCACCAUCAAGAAGCAAAAGUCAAUAGGUACAGACGAGGAUGACAAACAAGGAUUCCUCACACCUCCGCCACUAAAGUUCUCCCGCAGCCUCUCUAUGCCUGACACCUCAGAGGACAUCCCUCCUCCUCCAGGCAUUUCACCCCCUUCGCCACCUGGCUACAACUCAGCUGCCGGCCCUACAUCCAAAGGCUACGCCACCACACGACCCAGCUUCACCCAGAACUCACCCAAUGCAGUGACCACCAUUAGCAGAGCCGGCAUUGGUACGUUGAGGCGUGGCUAUUACCGCCAGAGCUCAGAGCAGUUUGAGAGCACACGUUUACGAGGGCGUGCACCAGUGCCAGAGAACCCUUACUCCGAGGUGGGCAAUAAGACACUGUAUGUGCCAGCAAAACCAGCUCGAAGGAAGGGCAUGCUCGUAAAACAGUCCAAUGUUGAGGACAGUCCUGAGAAAAUGUGUCGCAUGCCAGCAAGUCCCUCAGGCCCGGUCUCCAUGCCUACUACACCUGUAGAACGAACAUGCUCAUCCAUCCCCAUCCCCACAAUCAUCGUCAAGGAGCCCUCCACCAGCAGCAGUGGCAAGAGCAGCCAGGGUAGCAGUAUGGAGAUUGAGCCCACCACUCCUGAACACCCCCCUCUCACACCCACUGUUGGGAGUGGAGGUCUGCGUCCUGAAGAUCCACAUUCUCUAAGCAACCCCUUCGCUGCAGCUAUUGCUGGGGCAGUGCGGGACCGGGAGAGGAGGCUCGAGGCAAGAAAGAACUCAAUUGCCUUCCAGUCAAUAGACAUUGGGGAUGAUGAUUUGAGUGGUCCAACACCUACCCCUCGCCUACGCCAGUCAAAGUCCAUCGAUGAAGGCAUGUUUAGUAGCGACGAGCGACUUAGAAGGAUAUUGGCCCCUCCCUUAGCACGGCUUGGGCCCCCUGUAGGGGGUGGCAGUGGCAACAUGACAGAUUUUAAUACUCCUGAGCCCACAGUUGUGCGGGAGCCUCUGAACACCAGAACUGGCCAGUGUCCCAACUUAGACAGUCCUGUUAGUCUCCCAGCCACUCCUCCUAAGAGCCACUACAGGGCCAAUGGAACCUACCUCCACCCUGUCACCGGCAAGCCCUUGGACCCUAAUUCUCCACUCGCUCUGGCCCUGGCAGCUCGUGACCGGGCCAUGAAGGAGCAACAAAACCAUCCACAGAGUCAGCCUCCAAACCCUCCUCAGGUUCAAACCCCCAAGCACGAAGCCCAGUCCCUUCCAGUCCAGCCAAGCCACAAACCAGACCUCAACCAACCCCUCUUUAUUGACACCAAACUACGUUCUGGCAUAGAGACUAGUUUUGCUGCAAUCUCCACAGCAACCAUGGGGCGUCCUGGCCGAGGUGGCCUGCGGAGACAGAUGACAGAGCAAAAGUAUGAGUCUGAUGGGGCACGGGAAGAGAGGCAGCAUCAGGCCGUCGAGGAGAGGAAAAGUGCACCAGCUGAUGUGGCGGACUCGUCACAGCCCAAGUCAACGGGGCUCUUGAUGGUCCACACCAGCACAGAAGCAGGCAACAAGGUUAACAACCAAGAUGUGGAGGGGCAGGACAGCAACAGGCCAUCAGAGCUGAAGGACCCUAACCAACCGGAUCCACACAACCCUCCGACACUCUCCAAUCCCCAGCCACCCUCAUCACGGAGGAGGAGCGUUCCUUUAGGCGAAUCCUUGGAUGAACCAGUAAAGCUGCCAUUUCGAAUCCCCCCUCCCCCCCUGGCCUCAGUUGAUAUUGAUGAAGACUUUGAGUUCACAGAGCCCCUCCCCCCACCACUGGAGUUUGCCAACAGUAUUGACAUACCUGAUGACCAGGCUAGUGCCAUUGCAGAGAUGCUUCAGCAACAGAGACGAAAUGGGGGACCUCGAUUACCCCCCUAUGAUCCUCACGCCCCACCACCUGUCAUUGAUCAACACAAACGGGUGGCGAACAGCAUGCCCCCCUCAUAUCCUCCUCCUCCACCGGACCAAGAGUCAGGGGUGGGUGACUCGGGCAUCGAAGAGGUAGACAGCCGCAGUAGCGGGGAUCCUCAGCACAUGGAGACCACCAGCACCGUUUCCAGCAUCUCCACCCUGUCGUCAGAGGGAGGCUUCUGCGACAGCGCUCUGGAGAGCCUCUAUGCCACUGCAGACGGACAUGCCUUCCUGGUGGAUCGGCCCCCAGUGCCGCCCAAACCCAAGGGCAAGUCUGUCAUCAACAGGACAUCACUUUAUCAUGACGCGCUCAUUGAAGAGCCCCCAGAGUCCUAUGGGUCUCCACCACAGGCCCCUCCCCCUCCCCCUUCAUCCUCUGAACCUCCUAGGACUCCUACUCAAAGGACAUCCAAGCUGUGGGGCGACCAGCCCCCAGAGCUGUGCAGCCCCCCAUCCACACCAGACACCAAGAACACCGUCAUCACCGAGCUGAGCUCCAUUCUGCAGCAAAUGAAUCGCGACAGGCCGCCCAAGCCAGGAGAAAGCCUCGACUCCCCCACUGGGACCAGGGGGGCCUUUGGAACAAGGCCUCCCACAGAAGACUCAGGAAUGCGUAAUAACGCCGCUGCUGCCGCCCCCCUCACCUCCACCCCACCCAGCAGCCUCCCAUCCCAGACGCACCCCUGCAGCCCCCCAGACUCCGUCUCCUCCCUCACCCCCUGCUCAUCACUGCCUCCAUCAGUGUCGCCCACCCUCACCGACGUCUUCGGCCUGCCCACCCCGCCCAUGGGCAGCGGCGGCGGCUACAGCCUGAGCUCCUCCUACGGCGGCAGCGGCAGCUCGCGCUCCCCCUCGCCGCUCACGCUGAUGCAGGCGGUGGCGGCCUCGGGGAAGCCCUUCGCCUCCAAACCCAUGGAGCUGUGGAGCAAGCACGACGUGGCCGACUGGCUGGAGAGCCUCAACCUGGGGGAGCACAGGGACGCUUUCCUGGACAAUGAGAUCGAGGGGGCCCACCUGCCCUCGCUGCAAAAAGAGGACCUGAUAGACCUGGGUGUGACGAGGGUGGGCCACCGUAUGAACAUCGAGAGGGCCCUCAAGCUGCUGCAGGACAGAUAAGCCUCGAGGAGACGGGUGAGGAGUUAGGAGAGGGAGCCGUUACCCACCUUCUACCAUCUCCUCAUCAGACACGAUCUCAAGUCCUGGAACUGGCUCAAAGUUUCGCUGAUGCUGCCUCUUGACGGUUUGGUCCUCUCUCCUCCUCCAGAGUCGCCCUCAUCUCAGUGCUCCCUCCGCCCUCCUCCUCCUCCUCCUCCCCACCGUCCUGAGCACCAGAGGAUCAGGGGAUUUGUGGAGGGACUGCAGAGGCAAGGGAGAAGACAACAGCUGCUAUGUCACAUCAUGGAGGGAGAAGCAGAGGACGCCAGUGUGAAGACACCUGAAGACAAAGACAGUUUGUCCUCAAACACUGGAAGAAAACACACACAGACUCUGCUCAACCCUCUGCUUUGGAAUACUAAAGACUUUUUCCAUACACCCCAGUGAGGGUGCAUGAAAAACCAGCUGAGCUGGUCGUUGCUCCUUUUCUAUCUUUGCUAGAGUUUGUUCAGAGAUAAUAUUUCUUCACUAGAGUCCUACCAGAGUUAUAUUUCUGGUUGCAUCUGAUGUUGUAGAGAGAAUUUGAGAUAGACUCCAUUUUUUUUGCUUUUCACCUGUUUGUGUCAAAGUAAAAACAUUAGUUGACAUGUUGAAACAAAUACUAAAGCAUAUCUCGACCAUGCACACACACACACACACACACACAUGCGCGCGCACACACACUGUCUUCACAGACGUACACACUCUAAGCAUGCAUACACACACAUUGUUGCUGUAAUGGCCGUCUCCUGGGAGGAAGCGUGGCGCUCGGUGGUCACCAGAGGAGACGCUCUGCUGCAGCCCCUCCUCAGUUUAAAACUGAGGCGAGGACACGAGGAACAAGAUGGACGGACACAACGUCGGAGUGUGUUGCUGCAGAAUGUGUUCUCGUCCUCUCCUGGAUUUGUGUGUGUGUGUGUGUGUGUGUGUGUGUUUUCUAUUUCCAUGGAUCUGCUCUAUAAGCCACAGUCGAGGGAAACUAGCUGUUCUUUCCUUUUGUACUUGAUUCUUCCAUCUCACCAUCAGCAGGUCAACAUGUGGCCCCUCAGCUAACGUCUCAGAUAGAAGUGGAGGUAGUUCAGAGAAAUGGCAUCUUUAGAGGAAUAUUUUGGGAUGUACACCUUUUUGCUUUUUAGAUGAGAAGAUCAAGAUCCUGCUCACGGUGAAACUGAGCAAAACCUCAUUUGAUAGCACAGUGAGAUUAAAAUAAACUUUUACUACUAAAAAGUAAAUUGUCAGUGAAGAGAUGAAAACAUCAGAUCGACGAUGAGACUUUAACCUUCCCGGCAUUAAUAUGUCAGAUAAACAUAGAAGCCAUAUUUUAAACAUUUCUGAGACAUCGAGAUAAAGUUAUAAUAUUACAAAUAUCAGUCGCCAUUUCACAAGAAGAAUAAAGUAGUAAUUUUCGGCUGGGUAUUAAAAUGUUUCUUUUUCCUUAAUUCUCAUUUUACUUGAUUCUUGGAAUAUUUCUAGUUUCUUUUCAAUUCUGACUUUAUUUUGGUAAUAUUACGACUUAUUUCUCAAUUAUGACUCUAUUAAUAAUAUAACAAGUUUCUUCUCAAUUACUACUUUAUUCUUGCAAUAUUACGACUGUAUUCUCAUAAAAUUUUAAUUUUCGAUAUAAAUUAACUCUCAAUUAUGACUUUAUUCUCGUAUAACUACGACUUUACUACCUUUCGUAAUAUUAACAUCAUGUUUUCUACUUGUUAAUCGGAGGUCCUGACAAAUUCUGAUGUAUGUUAACCUGAACGUAAAGUGAGGUGCGCUCAUCGGCAUAAAGGUGCAGUAAAUUUAGUUAAUUAAAUUGUAAUUCAUCUUAUAUCUCAUCUCCUCAUCACUGAUCUGGUCCAAGUCUUCAUGCUAAGCUAAGCUAAUCGCUUCCUGGCUUUAAUUUCAUAUUUGUUUUACGUUCACAUGUUAUUGAUCUUCUCAGCAAAAAAGUGAAAAGGCUAAUUCCUCAAAAUGUCAAACUGUUAAAGGUCGACACUCGAUAGCAUUUUACUGAACUUGAAUUCAGUGUUUUUUCAUUUUCCACAAUUUUAAAUAUCACACGUUAUCAGCAAAGAGCUAAAACUCAAGUUUAACCAGAAAAAGCUAAAAUUUUAUAUUUAGCUAAAUGACUACCUGAACAUUUUGUACAUUGUUCUUUGCAUUAGCAUUAAGCUAACGCGAGCUCGAUUCCCCAAAUCCCCAAAUGAGCCAAACGGGAAUUUAGCUGCGAUUUGAAAACAUAGAGUCAACCGGAAAGAGACGGAAACAGGCUGCAGCGAUUUCUUCUCCAGAAGAACGUGACACUAACGAAGCUGCUGCCCCGACACAAAGAUACUUUAAAGUUAAAGAUUAAUAAUCAUUUUCUUAUAAAUGCAUUUAUCGGCAGGUCGAGACUUUUUAGAGCGACUUCAGCCGGACGACAUAAAACUGCACUGAGAUCUCAGAGCAGACGGAGAAUCUGCGACUUCAGGGUUUAAUAAUCACAAGUUCACAUUAGUCAACGUGACUUUGCCUGCCCACGAACCUCUGAGCAAGAAACGAGAACAACCCGACAACUGUGGCAGAUGUGGAUCUGACGUGGAUCACAUGUGGAUCUGACGUGGAUCACAUGUGGAUCUGACGUGGAUCAGCGAGGUUCCGUCAGAUUAGAGAUGAAAUACAUUUGUGAUCUGUUUCAAGUUUCAUUCAUGGGUCCAAUUUUAAAAGUGAAUCAGAAUUUAUGAAGCUGGAAAUGUUUGUGUUUGCGAUUUGAGGCUGGUCAGAAGUAGAAGUUGAGUUUGUGUUGAAAUGUGUAAAUAAGAGUGUUUAACGGAAAUAAAAAUGUCUAUUUGAUUAUAUGUAUAGCUCUAUUUAAAGGUUUAGAUUAAAGGAAAAUAAAUCUAUGAAGGUUCAUUAACUGCCGGAGCUGACGUGGCGACCGAAGCAAACCUGGUGGAUUCUCCCCAACGUCCUGCAGAGGAUGCUCACUGCCCCCCCCCCCCACACCUGCA
This is a messenger RNA of Hippoglossus stenolepis (Pacific halibut), 8631 nucleotides long. Its product is annotated as SH3 and multiple ankyrin repeat domains protein 2. Gene Ontology annotation, molecular function: ionotropic glutamate receptor binding; synaptic receptor adaptor activity. NCBI's taxonomy places the organism in Eukaryota, Metazoa, Chordata, Actinopteri, Pleuronectiformes, Pleuronectidae. The record is from RefSeq and is a predicted model, not a curated record. Gene Ontology annotation, cellular component: dendritic spine; postsynaptic density; postsynaptic membrane.